UUCUUCUUCCUCUUUAAUUAUUCCAAUUUCCGCUAUUUUCAUAGCUCAAAAUUUUCAACACCAAAACUUAAUUAAUAUUAUCAUCUCAUCAUCAGGUCUCUACAUAUAUCUUAUGGGUAUUACGUUCAUAUAUAUUCUCUAAUUAAGUUACUUCUCUUCUGAUCUCUAGAGAUCAGCUGAGAGAGCACAAGAGUUAAUUAAGAAGCAUCUAAAUAUAUAUAUAAAUAUAUAUAUAAUGUGGAAGCUGAAGAUUGCAGAGGGUGGCAAUGAUCCAUAUCUUUACAGCACAAACAACUUUGUGGGAAGGCAAACAUGGGAGUUUGAUCCUGAAGCAGGGACUCCCGAGGAGCGAGCUGAGGUUGAAGCUGCUCGUCAAAAUUUCUACAAAAACCGGUUUCAGGUCAAGCCCAGUGCCGAUCUUCUCUGGCGGAUGCAGUUUCUUAGAGAGAGAAACUUCAAACAAACAAUCCCAGCAGUAAAGGUGGAAGAUGGAGAAGAAAUAACAUAUGAAACAGCUACGACGUCGUUGAGGAGAGCGGUUCAUUUCUUCUCAGCCUUGCAAGCCUCGGACGGCCAUUGGCCAGCUGAAAAUGCUGGUGCUUUAUAUUUCCUUCAACCAUUGGUGAUGUGCACUUACAUUACAGGGCAUUUGAACAGUGUAUUCCCAGCAGAAUAUCGGAAGGAGAUCCUCCGGUACACAUACUAUCAUCAGAAUGAAGAUGGAGGGUGGGGAUUCCAUAUUGAAGGACACAGCAUCAUGUUUUGUACAGUGCUUAGCUACAUAUGCAUGCGUAUACUUGGAGAAGGACCUGAUGGUGGUGAAGAUAAUGCUUGUGCAAGUGCGAGAAAAUGGAUUCUUGACCGUGGCGGUGCAACCCACAUUCCUUCUUGGGGAAAGACUUGGCUUUCGAUAUUUGGUGUAUAUGAGUGGUCUGGAACCAACCCAAUGCCUCCAGAAUUUUGGAUCCUGCCUUCCUUUCUGCCAGUGCAUCCAGCCAAAGUGUGGUGUUAUUUCCGUACGGUGUACAUGCCAAUGUCGUAUUUAUAUGGCAAGAAAUUUGUUGCCCCUAUUACACCUCUCACUCUACAGUUAAGAGAAGAGCUCUACUGUCAACCUUACAAUCAAAUUAAUUGGAGUCGAGUACGCCAUGCAUGUGCCAAGGAGGAUCUUUACCAUCCCCAUCCUUGGAUUCAAGACUUGAUUUGGGACAGUCUAUAUAUAUUAACUGAGCCUUUACUCACACAUUGGCCUUUUAACAAAUUGAUAAGAGAGAAGGCACUUCAAGUAACAAUGGAGCACAUUCAUUAUGAAGAUGAGAAUAGUCGAUAUAUCACCAUGGGAUGUGUAGAAAAGGUUUUAUGCAUGCUAGCUUGCUGGGUGGAAGAUCCAAAUGGGGAUUAUUUCAAGAAACAUCUGGCUAGAAUUCCAGAUUACUUAUGGGUUGCUGAAGAUGGAAUGAAGAUGCAGACUUUUGGAAGCCAGGAGUGGGAUACCGGUUUCGCUCUUCAAGCUUUGCUUGCUAGUGAUCUCGCUGAUGAAAUAGGACCUGUACUUAAAAGAGGACACGAAUUUAUCAAGGCUUCUCAGGUGAAGGACAAUCCUUCUGGUGACUUCAAGGGAAUGUAUCGACAUAUUUCGAGGGGAUCGUGGACUUUCUCUGAUCAGGAUCAUGGAUGGCAAGUUUCUGAUUGUACUGCUGAAGGUUUGAAGUGUUGCCUGCUUUUCUCCAUGAUGCCACCAGAAAUCGUUGGCGAGAAAAUGGAACCUAAGAGGUUAUAUGAUUCCGUCGAUCUCCUGUUAACAUUGCAGAGCAAAAAUGGAGGUGUAUCAGCCUGGGAGCCAGCCAGAGCCCAACAAUGGUUAGAACUGCUGAAUCCCACAGAUCUUUUUGAGGACACAAUGAUCGAGCAUGAGUAUGUUGAGUGCACGUCAUCGGCUAUCAAAGGAUUAGUUUUGUUUGAGAAGUUAUAUCCAGGGCAUAGGAAAAAAGAGAUUGAACAUUUUACUGCAAAUGCAGUUCGCUAUGUGGAAAAAGUACAAUUGCCUGAUGGUUCAUGGUAUGGAUGUUGGGGGGUUUGCUUCACAUAUGGUACAUGGUUUGCACUUGGAGGAUUAGCAGAAGCAGGCAAGACUUACAACAAUUGUCCAGCUAUGCGUAAAGGUGUUGAUUUUCUUCUUAAAUCACAGAGAGACGAUGGUGGUUGGGGAGAGAGCUAUCGUUCUUGUCCAGAGAAGAAAUACAUACCUCUUGAAGGAAACAGAUCAAAUUUGGUUCACACUGCAUGGGCUAUGAUGGGUCUAAUUCAUGCCGGACAGGCAGAAAGAGACCCAACUCCUCUCCAUCGUGCAGCUGAGGUAUUAAUCAAUUCUCAACUAGAUGAUGGUGACUUUCCCCAACAGGAAAUUACUGGGGUAUUUAAUAGGAAUUGCAUGCUACAUUACGGAGCCUAUAGGAACAUACACCCACUGUGGGCUCUUGCUGAAUACCGCAGGCGGGUUCCAUUCCCUUCCAGGAUUGUUGUUUGA
Molecule: messenger RNA, 2527 nt
Organism: Pistacia vera
Lineage: Eukaryota; Viridiplantae; Streptophyta; Magnoliopsida; Sapindales; Anacardiaceae
Product: beta-amyrin synthase-like
Exons: 15
Coding region: 236-2527 (763 amino acids)
Biological process (GO): triterpenoid biosynthetic process
Cellular component (GO): lipid droplet
Molecular function (GO): beta-amyrin synthase activity
Source: RefSeq, a predicted model, not a curated record